AAAUAAUACUCCAACCAUCUUGCAUUCACAUACAAAUUAUGCUUUAUUUUAUCUUUUGUUCCAACCUCAUCCUCAUCCUUCUUCUUCUCAAUUUCAAACUUCACUUCGAGAUAAAUUAAUGCUCUUUACAUGACCAUUAUAUUGAGAAAAUAUCCUCCAAAUAUAGAGCAUAUAGUUGCACUAUUGAUAAAAGAUUUUAUAUAUAACAUCACUGUCCGAGUCAAUUUUCACUUUUCGACUAAAUAUUGUGCUAUCUCUCAUCCGUACAGGUACUAGUACUCAGGCUUAGAAAGACGGGAAGAAAUCUGUCAUUUUGCACACAUUCAAUUAUUUCACCGAGUACCUUUAACUUCCCGCCAGGCCAGGUUCUGAGUAACUCUGUCCACGAAUGUUUAGACAGGAAAAAGUUAAUUAGUGUUUUUUGAUACUUUGUGCAGUGCAAUUUGUGGUGAAUUCUGUUUUUGCAAAUCUCUUCUUGAGAUAAGCAGCUAUGACUAUUGCUGAUUCAAGCAGUAUUCCAAGUCCAACUAGGCUAGAGGGAAAAUAUAGUGGAAUGAUGGUAUGUUGGAUUCUUGGACUUGGGUCACUUGUUUCUUGGAAUAGUAUGCUCACUAUUGGAGAUUACUAUUAUGAGCUAUUUCCGAAAUACCAUCCUUCACGGGUGCUUACCCUCGUUUAUCAACCAUUUGCACUUGUGACAAUGGCAAUUCUUGCAUAUAAUGAGGCAAGAAUCAAUACAAGAAAGCGCAACCUAACUGGAUUUACUCUUUUCUUCUUAAGCACAUUCGCGCUCCUAGUGUUGGAUUUGGCCACAUCAGGAACCGGGGGUCUUGGAAAUUACAUCGGUAUAUGUGCUAUAGUCGCUAUUUUUGGAGUUGCAGAUGCUUUUGUUGAAGGUGGGAUUGUAGGAGAUUUAUCCUUCAUGUGCCCUGAAUUUAUCCAAUCAUAUUUUGCUGGUCUGGCUGCCUCUGGGGUGCUCACCUCUGCUUUAAGGCUAGUGACUAAAGCAGCUUUUGAAAGGGCUAGUAACGGUCUUCGCAAAGGAGUUAUGUUAUUCCUGGCUAUCUCCACGUUCAUUGAAUUUCUAUGUAUUCUUCUAUAUGGGUUCAUCUUUUCUAAGCUACCAAUCGUUAAGUACUACCGCACAAAGGCAGCAGCAGAGGGAUCAAAAACUGUUGCAGCAGACCUAGCCGCAGCAGGCAUCAAGUCUGAAGCAACCGAAAGAGCUGAUAAUAAUAACACUAAACAAUUGGAGCGCCUGAGCAACAAACAACUGUUCUUUCAGAACGUCGAUUACUUAUUGGAUUUGUACUUGAUUUAUGUCCUGAGUUUGUCAAUUUUCCCUGGAUUCUUGUAUGAGAAUACUGGUUCCCACAAAUUAGGCUCAUGGUACCCUUUAGUCCUGAUAGCAGUCUACAAUAUGUUCGAUCUGAUAGCAAGGUACAUUCCACUGAUCGAAAAAAUCAAGUUGAAAUCACGAAAGGGCCUAAUGAUCGCAACACUGUCUCGUUUCUUGUUCAUUCCUUGUUUUUAUUUUACUGCAAAGUACGGUGAUCAGGGCUGGAUGAUAAUGCUCGUGUCCUUCCUAGGAUUAACCAACGGUUAUCUCACCGUUUGUGUCCUCACAGUUGCUCCUCAGGGAUACAAGGGACCUGAGCAAAAUGCAUUGGGUAAUUUGCUAGUGUUAUGCCUACUGGCUGGACUAUUCUCUGGCGUUGCACUAGAUUGGUUAUGGAUUAUUGGUAAUGGGAAGUUCUAACCAAAUCAGAAUCUGUAAAUGUAUUUCUUAGUUUCCCAUCCGGUGUCCCAUGUAAGGUACCCGCUUUUGCCCCCGGCUAAGUCAGAUUCGGCCCGGAAAGUCCCACUUUGGGGUAAAGUAUUCCCUACCUUAAUCAGAUUAAUGUAAAAUUGAUUGAAUGUAUUGCUACUCUUUUUUUCCAUAACCUAGUUUCAAUUUUCAGCUUCUACAAACACAUUGGCAUAAUGGUUUAUAUAUAGAUAUCGUUAACCAAGUUAUACAAAAUAUUAGGAUAUCUUUUUUAACUCGCGGAAGUCUCCAGCACAAUAGGGGUGGGUUCAAUUCUCACUCUCUUCUUUUCAGCUUCCCCUUCCAUAAUCCUCCUCUAUGUAAUGAUUUUCUUUUAGAAAAAAAGAAUAUGAGGUCAUUUCUAUUUGAGAA
Messenger RNA from Lycium barbarum (goji berry), 2179 nucleotides. Its product is annotated as equilibrative nucleotide transporter 3-like. The record is from RefSeq and is a predicted model, not a curated record. Bases 491 to 1759 code for a protein of 422 amino acids. Gene Ontology annotation, molecular function: nucleoside transmembrane transporter activity. Gene Ontology annotation, cellular component: plasma membrane. The transcript has 9 exons. NCBI's taxonomy places the organism in Eukaryota, Viridiplantae, Streptophyta, Magnoliopsida, Solanales, Solanaceae. Gene Ontology annotation, biological process: nucleoside transmembrane transport.